This is a messenger RNA of Penicillium macrosclerotiorum, 336 nucleotides long. RefSeq names its product putative ssDNA binding protein Ssb3. Gene Ontology annotation, cellular component: nucleus; DNA replication factor A complex; site of double-strand break. The record is from RefSeq and is a predicted model, not a curated record. Gene Ontology annotation, biological process: mismatch repair; DNA replication; base-excision repair. The transcript is spliced from 3 exons. Gene Ontology annotation, molecular function: damaged DNA binding; single-stranded DNA binding. The coding region runs from base 1 to 336 and encodes 111 amino acids. NCBI's taxonomy places the organism in Eukaryota, Fungi, Ascomycota, Eurotiomycetes, Eurotiales, Aspergillaceae.
AUGAACGCUUUUCACCCCUCCAGUGGCGGCCCGCGUUCGACACACACCAUCCGCAUCUUGGGUACAGUGAGUGGGCUCCGGGGCGAUACAGCAACGAUCACAUGCGGCAACAACGGUGAUGUUACACUCAUCCUGAAGCCAGAUUCGCAUCUGCAGAUGGGCAAGUUGGUAGAGGUGGUCGGCAAGGUUACAGAUCUCGACGGCGGACAGGGCCUCGGCAUCCGGGUGUUGGGCAUGACAGACUGGGGUAACCCCGCCGAUUGCGACUACAAAAUCUACGAACAAGUGGUUGAGGCCACCCACCGCUUCAAGCCUAUUUUCUACGAUGCCGAGUAA